Messenger RNA from Culex pipiens pallens (northern house mosquito), 1884 nucleotides. Its product is annotated as venom serine protease 34-like. The transcript is spliced from 5 exons. Gene Ontology annotation, molecular function: serine-type endopeptidase activity. Bases 75 to 1817 code for a protein of 580 amino acids. Lineage: Eukaryota; Metazoa; Arthropoda; Insecta; Diptera; Culicidae. The record is from RefSeq and is a predicted model, not a curated record. Gene Ontology annotation, biological process: proteolysis.
CAUAUUGUUGCAGUUUGCUUGUUUAUUAGGAAACUUGUCCUUAGAUCACGUACUUUAAUCUCUGAGACAAAAUAAUGUCGUACGGUGGAAACACGCCUCAUCAACCCCAUGAUCAACCUAUUCGUAAUCAUCAUCCUUUUUCAUCAAAAUUCAAAUCCAACAUCAUCAUUAAACAUCUAACAUCAUCCUAUCCAUUCCGGUACAUUCCUAAUGAUUCCUCUUGGCGAUGCUUCCUCUUCCAGACAGCACGCGAAAUCCAUACCCGACCCAGACAAGCCCCAACUGAGCGAAAUCCAUUCCUCGAGUGGUUGGCAAGUUUGAUUGGUACCACUACGACCACUGCAGCCCCUCCACUAACACCAGCCACCAACUGUGCCUCCUGCAAAUGUGGUCGUACCAACAAGGCGACUCGAAUCGUGGGCGGAACGGAAACCGCUGUCAACCAGUAUCCCUGGAUGACGAUGUUACAGUACGGUGGGACGUUCUACUGCGGUGGGUCGUUGAUAUCCGAUCGGCAUGUCCUGACGGCGGCCCAUUGUGUACACGGAUUCAACGCGUCCAAGAUCAGCGUGGUGCUGCUGGAUCACGACCGCUCGAGUACGACUGAAGCGGAAACGAUUACGGGUAAGGUGUCCCGCGUGAUUAAGCACAACGGAUACAACUCGAACAACUACAACAGUGAUAUUGCCGUGUUGGUUUUGCAGAAGCCAGUUAGCUUCAACGAAAAACUAAGACCCGUGUGCUUGCCAGAUAUGAAGAAGUCUUUUACCGGAUACGAUGGACUAGUGACGGGAUGGGGUGCAACCUCGGAAAACGGUCAGGUCUCGGUGAAUCUACAGGAAGUCAUGGUACCGAUCAUGUCCAACGCUGAUUGCAAAAAGUCUGGAUAUGGAGAUAAGCGAAUCACGGAUAAUAUGCUGUGCGCAGGAUUUGCCGAAGGCAAGAAGGAUUCUUGCCAAGGUGACAGUGGUGGUCCACUACAUAUUAUCAACAAGGAGAAAGCGGCGGAAAACAUUCACCAGAUUGCCGGAAUCGUAUCCUGGGAGUGUGGUCGCACUAACCAGAUCAAGAGAAUCGUCGGUGGAAUGGAGACGCGCGUCAACCAGUUUCCGUGGAUGGCCAUCCUUAAGUAUGGGGACUCGUUCUACUGCGGCGGGUCGUUGAUAACUGAUCGACACGUCAUGACGGCCGCGCACUGCGUAACUGGAUUCAACCCGAGGCGGAUCAGCGUCACCCUUCUGGACCACGAUCGCUCGACGGAUUCGGAAUCGGAAACCAUUACCGCCAGAGUGGAGCGUGUCAUCAGGCACCCAGCGUACAAUCCAGGCAACUACGAUAACGAUGUCGCAAUCCUUAAGCUAGACAAGGUGCUUGAAAUGAACGAUAGAUUGCGUCCGGUGUGUCAACCUACUUCCGGAGAAUCGUUUGCCGGGGAAAAUGGAACCGUAACCGGAUGGGGUACGACCUCGCAAGGGGGUGACGUGUCCAACACGCUGCAGGAAGUGAUCGUACCGAUUCUGUCGAACGAAGAUUGUCGCAAGACGGCGUACGGAGAGCGGCGUAUCACUGACAACAUGCUGUGCGCCGGCUAUCCCGAGGGUAUGAAGGACUCGUGCCAGGGUGACAGCGGAGGUCCGCUGCAUGUGACAAUGGACGGCGAAAUGGAGUCCGCCGAGAGCAUCUACCAGAUCGCGGGCGUUGUUUCCUGGGGAGAGGGUUGUGCCAAGCCGGACUAUCCCGGAGUGUACAGCAGAGUAAAUCGGUUCGAGGCGUUCAUCUCGAACAGUACUAUUGAUGGGUGCUACUGUACUCAGUAAACUCAUCAUACACUUGCAAAAUUAUUUAUUUAUCACAAAAUACAUUCCAAAUAUACAUGAUAUCUGA